Saccostrea echinata is the source of this 2372-nucleotide messenger RNA. RefSeq names its product receptor-type tyrosine-protein phosphatase T-like. The transcript is spliced from 14 exons. Gene Ontology annotation, molecular function: protein tyrosine phosphatase activity. The record is from RefSeq and is a predicted model, not a curated record. Gene Ontology annotation, biological process: protein dephosphorylation. NCBI's taxonomy places the organism in Eukaryota, Metazoa, Mollusca, Bivalvia, Ostreida, Ostreidae.
CGUAGGAAAUUUAUCACACAUUCUGUGUGAAGAAGCUGAGCAGUCGUCUACAAAUGGCUCCUUUGUCGCUAGUCUUGGCUGUGAUGAUGACAUGGAAACUUACUCCUUGACUAAUGAUGGGAAUAAUCAGUGGUGGUCUGUUAAGCUGGAUAAUGUUUACAGAGUUGAUUGGAUCUUUCUCAAAAUUAAUUCUGAAGCAUACCAAGUCUAUGUUGACCUGAAUGAAACAACUUCAGUAAAAUGCGCGGAGGUUUCUGGGCCUAGAUAUACAAACACACCAUCCUUGCAUCAAAUAAUUUUAUGCAAAUAUCCAGGUCUUUCAACGAUGAAAGGCAACAUAAUCAACAUCAGUAAUAUAGGAAAUGGACCUUUGAAAGUGUUUGAAGUGAAGCCAAUUGCACUUUCUCUAUUGACACCACAUAUAAUACAAAAUUUUACGGAUUUUUGGGAACCAGUAUCUAAAGCCUUAGACGGCAACACGGAAACUUACUUUAAUUCAGAGGAAAGAAACAACGCAUCAUGGAUCAUAAGAUUUGACAGACGUUAUGAAAUGAAAUGGAUUCUCUUGUCAAUUAGAGGAGGUACUUAUGAAGUGCACAUUAAAGAUAGCAACACAGUAAUGAAUUCUUUAACACUGUGCCGGUCAUUCACUCUUUUGGGAUUAAAUGAACAGAAGAAAGCAUUAGAGUGUCACAGAGAAAUGACAGGGGAUACAAUUAUUAUCAAAAGGACCGAUCACGGCGCACUGAGACUGUUUGAAGUGUAUCCAAUUCUUUGUCCUUCAAACCAUUAUGGUCCAAACUGCGCAAAAUGUAGAAAUGAAUGUGAGUCGUGUAGUCCAAUAACUGGUGUGUGUGGUCGGUGUCGUGGUUCUUUCUAUGGCGACUUUUGUCAAUACGAGUGUCCAGCGAACAGAACAUGUGAGCAAACAACAAAGAUAUGCACAGAGUGUGAUAAUGAACAGUGUUGUGAUCAAGAAGUCAGCACAGAUUUAACAUCAAAAGUUGAAGGUGACGAAGACCCGCAUCAAACAACAAUACUGCUGCCUGCGCUUUUAGUAUUGGUUUUUAUUUUGAUCUCAGUUGUGGUGGUCAUAUUCCUAAAAAGAAAAUUAAGUCAUUAAAAUAUCUUAUAAUUUAGAAAGAAAAAUCCAACCAGCAAAACUAAUAAAGAAAAUGGCAUCUCAACGGAACUUCACAGAGCUCAGUCAGGAAAUGAAUCGGAGCUGGAGGAGAUUCCUCAGAACGAGGCUGAUUAUGUAGAGGAAGAGGAAACCAUCACUGUAGAAUAUUGUAAUCUGACGUCACAGAGAGUUUCAAUUGACCAAUUUAUUUCAGAACUACCUCAGAAAAAAAGCAACGGUACACUGAAGAAAGAAUUUGAAGGUCUUCCCUCUGGAUUACUAGAGUCCCAUUCACAAGCUCUAAUACCUCAAAAUAUUAGGAGUAACAGAUAUAAAGGCAUUUAUCCUUAUGACUAUAAUCACGUGAAAUUAAUUAAACCAGAGGCUGACGAAAAUGAUGGUUAUGCCAACGCAUCCUACGUACAUAACGACUCUACUAGAAUUGUCAUGUUGACGAAUCUGUACGAAGGUGACAGGAUGAAGUGUCUGAAGUACUGGCCAGAUACAGAGCUGGACAUUGGUCCUUACACUAUCAGGCUGGACACCGUAGAUGUCUUUAACCAUUACAUUUUACGUUAUUUGGUUGUCCAAUAUCAGGAGGAUGUUAGGAGAGUGACGCAGUUUCACUUUACCACGUGGCCUGACAACUCCAUCCCCGAGGAUCUGACGUCAGUCAUCUGCUUCCGUAACCUGAUCAGGAAUGGUCUGACCUCAACAGACGGACCAAUAGUCGUCCACUGCAGUGCAGGGAUUGGUAGGACGGGGACAUUUAUCUCCCUUGAUUAUCUCCUGGAAGAGGGCGCUGCUGAACAGACGAUUGACGUCAAAGGAUACGUUGCUUCUCUCCGACAUCAGCGCGGGAACUCUGUGCAGACUUGUGAGCAGUACCUUUUUCUUCAUGAUGCGUUGAAAGAAGGAUUAACAAAUAAUGCUGUUCGCCAGAGCUGUUUGUCCGUACUAUGACCUCCUCUUUCUAACAACAUGUGAUUGAUCAGAUUAAAUCAAACGAAUCUUAAAUGGUUCCAAGAAUUGUCAGAUGAAAAUGCACUUUACCUCUUACUUUUUAAUCAGUAGAUUAUAUUCAGGUUCAAAGGCAGGGACGGUCAUUUUAUGAAUGGAAAAGGCAGUGAUGUCUUAUCACAGGAGAAAUGAAUUUACUAUCGGAAAAGUUUCUUUUUACUUCUAAAUACUAGUUGCUAAGAUUUAAGAAAAUUUAAAAGCAGGUUUUAAUGUGUAUAAAAGCAUGGUA